Huiozyma naganishii CBS 8797 is the source of this 1092-nucleotide messenger RNA. It is a transcript of the gene MRPL35, whose product is annotated as mitochondrial 54S ribosomal protein mL38. The record is from RefSeq and is a predicted model, not a curated record. The transcript has a single exon. Lineage: Eukaryota; Fungi; Ascomycota; Saccharomycetes; Saccharomycetales; Saccharomycetaceae. The coding region runs from base 1 to 1092 and encodes 363 amino acids.
AUGAUAUCAGCUAGGAGAAGUAUACACUGUGGUGCAGUGGUCCGUAAUACAGUUGAGCACGUCUGGGCGAGCGCAAAAGGGAGACCCGCCGCGCUGAAUGUGAAAUCUGCCCGGGUUAAGCAGUCUCUGCUGAAUGGAUCGUCCUCAGAUGGGCCUGCAUCUCUGCACAGACGGUCCAACAGGUUGAAGUACAGGUCUCCCGAGCUGAUUGACGAGGUAUUUGCGUCCAGCUAUGCGUUUCUAGAGGCAAAGGCAGCGAAGGUACAAGAUCAGUUGGACAAGCAUGCGGACGCUAUGGACGCAAGUACUAGGGAGACACUGUUGCGGAAGGUGGAGAUUAACAACCCAGAGGUGCAGUAUAACUUCCAGUUUAGCGAGAAAGUGGACAACAACCCGGAACUGAUCGACUACAACGUAGCGGUGUACCGUUACCUUGGGAAGAAACAUUGGGAAUCCAAGGCUCAAAUGCUUCUGAUGCAGAGACUCGAGACGCUUCACGUUAUACCUGACACGUUGCCCACACUUGAUCCCCGCGUGGACGUACAUGUGAAGUUCCCUUACUCAACUGGUGUGAACAAAUGGAUAGAACCGGGGGAGAUGCUUUCAUCAAAUGUUACUGCAAUGGAACCCGUCUUCAAGCUACAAGAAUUUGACAGGGUCAACCCUGAAGAACAGCUGUAUACCGUGCUGGUCGUGAACCCGGACGAACCGGACUUGGCUAGGGACUCGUACAAGACGUCACUAUGUUACGGAUUGACAAACUUGAAAGUAUCUUACAACGACAACGUCGUGGACGCAAGGAGGUUUACAGACGAAAACGUGCUCAUGCCGUAUCUACCACCGGUACCAGAAAAGAACGCUGGGAUUCAACGGUUUGCAACAUGGGUCUUCAGACAGACGGCCCCUCUGACGACACAAUUGGACUCUAGGGACGAAUUCGAUCUCAGAGCGUUUGUGAAAGACCACCAGUUAGACCCAGUGGGCGCACAUGUUUGGAGAAGUACCUGGGACUUGAACGUCAGAACUGUAAGAGAGAAGUACAACCUGCCAGCGGGGAGAGUGUUUAGCAAAGUGCGUAAAUCCAUACAUUGA